AUGACACCUGAGGAAAUCGCUUUUGAAGAAGCUACCAAAGCAUCUAUCACAUUGGAUCAACGACUGAAUCUGGGUACUUUCAUUCUUGCAACCGCUACUGACACUUUCUUAUGCGGGGUGAUGAUCAUUCAAUCCAUCGAAUAUUGGACGUAUUCAAAAGAUGAUAGGAAGUUCAACAAAGCUAGCGUGGUGAGUAGGAACGAGUGA
Kwoniella mangroviensis CBS 8507 is the source of this 207-nucleotide messenger RNA. RefSeq lists its product as uncharacterized. Bases 1 to 207 code for a protein of 68 amino acids. NCBI's taxonomy places the organism in Eukaryota, Fungi, Basidiomycota, Tremellomycetes, Tremellales, Cryptococcaceae. The transcript is spliced from 2 exons. The record is from RefSeq and is a predicted model, not a curated record.